Molecule: messenger RNA, 4557 nt
Organism: Limanda limanda (common dab)
Lineage: Eukaryota; Metazoa; Chordata; Actinopteri; Pleuronectiformes; Pleuronectidae
Gene: cftr
Product: CF transmembrane conductance regulator
Exons: 27
Coding region: 19-4557 (1512 amino acids)
Biological process (GO): chloride transmembrane transport; bicarbonate transport
Cellular component (GO): cytosol; plasma membrane; apical plasma membrane
Molecular function (GO): ATP hydrolysis activity; ABC-type transporter activity; ATP binding
Source: RefSeq, a predicted model, not a curated record
ACUGGCGGCGCACUUAGGAUGCAGAAGUCACCUGUGGAAGAUGCAAACUUCCUCUCCAAGUAUUUCUUCUGGUGGACGACACCGCUGCUGAGGAAGGGCUUCAGAAAGAAAUUGGAGCUGACUGAUGUGUACAAGGCUCCUUCAUUUGAUCUGGCAGACAACCUCUCCGAGAGACUCGAAAGAGAAUGGGACAGAGAGGUGGUGUCAGCCAAGAACAAGCCCAGGCUGAUGCGAGCCCUGGCCCGCUGCUUCUGUGGCCCCUUCGCCUUCUUUGGUGUCCUCCUCUAUCUCGGGGAGGUGUCUAAGACAGUGCAGCCACAGCUUUUGGGUCGUAUCAUCGCAUCCUUUGACCCGUUCCAUGCUCCAGAGCGGGAUCAGGGAUACUUCCUGGCCCUGGGCCUGUGCCUCCUCUUCACCGCCCGCUUCCUCCUGCUGCAGCCCGCCAUCUUUGGCCUGCAUCACCUUGGUAUGCAGAUCCGAAUCGCCCUCUUCAGUCUUAUAUACAAGAAGACCCUGAAGUUAUCCAGCCGUGUAUUGGACAAGAUCAGCACCGGUCAACUAGUCAGUCUAAUGUCCGCCCACCUCAACAAGCUAGAUGAGAGCCUGGGUCUGGCCCAUUUUGUGUGGAUCACCCCCCUGCAGUGUAUCCUGUGUGUGGGUCUGUUAUGGGAACUGAUCGAGGUGAACGGCUUCUGCGCCCUGGCAGCUCUGACCCUGCUGGGUAUCAUCCAGGCCUGGCUCUCACAGAAGAUGGGCCCUCAUCGGGUAAAACGAGCAGGGAUGAUCAGCCGCCGCCUGGCCCUCACCUCUGAGAUUGUAGAGAAUAUUUACUCUGUGAAGGCGUAUGGCUGGGAGGAGGUGAUGGAGACCAUCAUCAAGAACAUAAGGCAGGACGAGAUGACACUGACAAGGAAGAUCGGUUCUCUGCGUUACUUCUACAGUGCUUCAUACUUCUUCUCUGCCAUCUUGGUUAUCGUGUCAGCCAUUGUGCCUCAUGCACUCAGCAAAGGCAUCAUACUGCGUCGAAUCUUCACCACAGCCUCUUACUGCAUGGUUCUCCGUAUGACGCUGACCCGUCAGCUGCCGGGAUCCAUUCAGAUGUGGUACGACACGCUGGCACUGAUCAAGAAGAUUGAGGAAUUCUUGAUGAAGGAAGAGUACAGAGUGCUGGAGUACAACCUCACCACGAGUGAAGUAGAACUGGUCAAUGUGUCUGCAUCGUGGGAUGAGGGCAUCGGUGAGCUGUUUGAGAAGAUUAAGCAGGAAAGCAAAGCAAAUGGACACCCGAACGGUGACGCCGGCCUCUUCUUCACCAACCUCUAUGUCACACCUGUCCUUAAAAACAUCAGCCUGUACCUGGAAAAGGGCAAGAUGCUGGCUGUGGCUGGAUCCACUGGCUCAGGAAAGAGUUCCCUGCUCAUGAUGAUCCUUGGAGAGUUGGUGCCAUCAGAGGGUAAAAUCAGACACAGUGGCCGCAUCUCCUUCUCACCACAGACUUCCUGGAUCAUGCCGGGGACGAUCCGUGACAACAUCUUGUUUGGCCUGACGUACGACGAGUACCGCUACACCUCCAUCAUCAAGGCCUGCCAGCUAGAAGAGGACUUUGCCUUGCUGCCUGAGAAAGACAAGACGCUCCUUAUUGAAGGCGGGGUAACCCUCAGUGGUGGUCAAAGGGCUCGCCUCGGCCUGGCCAGAGCUGUGUACAAAGAUGCCGACCUCUACCUGCUGGAUGCACCUUUCACCCACCUGGACAUCGUGACAGAGAAAGAGAUCUUUGAGAAAUGCGUCUGUAAACUUAUGGCCUCCAAGACUCGUAUCGUGGUCACCAGCAAGUUGGAGCAUCUCAAACGGGCAGACAAAAUUAUUCUGCUGCACAAUGGCGACUGCUACUUCUACGGCACCUUCUCAGAGCUGCAGGCCCAGCGCCCCGACUUCAGCUCCCUCCUCCUUGGCCUGCAAGCUUACGAUAACAUCAACGCAGAGCGACGCAGCUCCAUUCUCACAGAAACUCUCCGCAGGGUCUCCGUAGAUGAAACGGCCGGCUUCCGAGGACCAGACACAAUUCGGCAGUCGUUUCGCCAGCAACCACCUCCAAUAAUUGGUUCUGGAUCUCAAGGCCACCCUUUGGGCGAUGGCUAUCCAGAAAAACGCAAACAGUCCCUCAUCCUUAGCCCUCUGGCAGCUGCCCGCAAGUUUUCCUUCAUUGGGAACUCGCAACAGACUUUAAAUGCAUCACAGACCUCAAUAAUAGAGGACGGGGUUUGUGGACUUUCAGAGAGAAAAUUCUCUGUGGUACCCGAGGAUGAUCAAGUAGAGGAGGUGCUCCCCAGGGGGAAUAUGUACCACCAUGGGUUGCAGAAUUUCAACGGGCAGAGGCGCCAGUCUGUCCUGGCAUUCAUCACCAACGCACAGGGUCAAGAGCGGAGAGAGCAGAUGCAGUCGUCCUUCAGGAGAAAACUGUCCAUUACACCGCAGUGCGAUCUGGCGUCUGAACUGGACAUUUAUGCCCGUCGCUUGUCCAAGGACAGCGUUUAUGACAUUAGUGAAGAAGUGGAUGAAGAAGACAUGGAGCAAUGCUUUGCAGAUGACCGUGAGAACGUCUUUGAAACUACCUCCUGGAGCACUUACCUGCGCUACAUCACCACCAAUAAGAGCUUAGUCUACGUCCUCAUUUUCAUCGUCUUAGUCUUCGUCAUUGAGGUUGCUGGUUCAGUCCUUGGAAUUUAUCUCAUAACUGCAAAGAUCUGGAGGGACAGUGCAAACCCUUCAUCACCCAACUUCAUCAGUGACCAGCACCCGAACGCCUCUUCGCUCCCUGCUCACCUGGCAGUCAUCGUCACACCGACCAGUGCUUAUUACAUCAUCUAUAUCUACGUGGCCACUUCGGAGAGUGUGCUUGCCUUGGGCUUCUUCAGGGGUCUCCCGUUAGUGCACACAUUACUCACUGUGUCCAAAAGACUGCACGAGCAGAUGUUCAGCGCUGUGCUGCGAGCCCCCAUGGCUGUGCUCAACACCAUGAAGACAGGUCGCAUCAUGAACAGAUUCACCAAGGACAUGGCCACUAUUGACGACAUGCUGCCUCUGGUCCUCUUUGACCUCAUACAGCUGACAUUGAUUGUUACGGGUGCCAUCUUUACUGUCUCCAUCAUGCGGCCGUACAUCUUCAUCGCUGCUAUUCCUUUGGCUGCUAUUUUUGUUAUUCUCAGGAAGUACUUUCUACGAACUGGACAGCAACUCAAACUACUGGAAGCUGAAGCUCGUAGCCCCAUCUUCUCCCACCUCAUCAUCUCACUGAAGGGUUUAUGGACAAUUCGUGCAUUUGGGCGUCAGACCUACUUCGAAAUGCUUUUCCACAAGGCGCUGAACACCCACACAGCCACCUGGUUCCACUACCUGUCAACGUUGCGGUGGUUCCUUUUCCGCUGCGACAUGAUCUUUGUCCUGUUUUUCAGCGCGGCGGCCUUCAUCGCUGUGGGAACCAACCAGGACAAACCCGGGGAGAUUGGCAUCGUUGUGGCCCUGGCGAUGCUCAUCCUGGGGACUUUCCAAUGGGCUGUCAUCACCAGCAUCACUGUAGAUGGCCUGAUGCGCUCAGUGGAUCGGGUAUUCAAAUUCAUCGACCUGCCAUCAGAGGAGCCGAUGCCCGGAAAGUCUAGUGGCAAAGGAGGCCCAGAUCUCAUCAUUGACAACCCUCAUGCUCAAGAGUGCUGGCCCAACCGCGGCCGGAUGGAUGUCCAGGGCCUCACCGCCAAAUACACAGAGGCUGGACGUUCCAUUCUCAGUGACAUCUCCUUCACUGUGGAGGGGGGGCAGAGCAUGGGUCUGCUGGGUCGCACCGGUUCAGGGAAGAGCACCCUGCUGUCCGCCCUGCUGCGUCUCGCCUCCACUGAUGGAGAAAUCUCUAUUGAUGGUGUCUCCUGGAGCUCCGUCUCCCUGCACACCUGGAGGAAGGCCUUCGGAGUGGUGCCCCAGAAAGUCUUUAUUCUGACUGGAACUUUCCGGAUGAACCUGGACCCUCACGAACGUUACAGUGAUGAGGAGCUGUGGAGGGUGGCUGAAGAGGUGGGUCUGAAGACAGUGAUCGAGCAGUUUCCAGACAAGCUGGACUUUCAGCUGGAAGACGGAGGAAACGUGUUGAGCAAUGGACACAAACAGCUGAUGUGUCUUGCACGCUCCAUCCUCAGCAAGGCCCGCAUCCUGCUGCUGGAUGAGCCCUCCGCCUACCUGGACCCCAUAACAUUACAGGUCCUGAGGAAGACGCUGAGGCAGGCGUUCUCAGGCUGCACCGUCAUCCUAUCAGAGCACAGAGUAGAGCCGCUGCUCGAGUGCCAAUCAUUCCUGAUGAUCGAGGGCAGCUCCAUGAAAGCCUACGACUCCCUCCAGAAGCUUCUGAACGAGACGAGCCACAUGAAACAAGCCAUGAGCCCUGCCGACCGGCUACGCCUCUUCCCAACGCUUCACCGCCUCAACUCCAGCAAGAGGGCGGCGCCGCAGACCGCCAAGAUCUCGUCCCUCCCGGAGGAAGCUGAGGACGAGGUCCAGGACACGCGUCUCUAA